AUGCUGGACUCUCAAGAGCUAACCCCCUUGCUGCAGUUGCUCAAUGAUGAGGACGAUAUCCUCGAGAACGUAGCACAGAAAUUCCACCGGACUUUCACGCGUAAUGAUCACUUCAAAGUGGGGUGCGCACUGUGCAUCCUGCUCUGCGACAAUUUGCUGACGCACACUCAGCGUGUGGUUUCGUUCUCUAUCUUGUGCGACCUCUACCGCAACGAUGCGAACGGAACGAACCCAUUCCUGCCGUUCUUCCUUGAAGCCAUCGAGAAAGGAACUGAUCCUGUCGAGAGGCAAUACCUUGUUCACCUGCUGUGCUCUCCACCGACAAACCGGAAUUCCGCUCGAAAAAAUGCCCUGCAAGUGAUUGCGGAGUACGAGGGCACCCCGGCCGAAGCGGUGGAGGUGCCGGAUCUGUCAGCGUUGCGGCAGCUAUACAGCGAGAAGAAUCCCGCCGUACCGAGCCUCAGAACGGCGGGCGUGCGACCUGUGCUGGCAGAUCCAUCCGAGAGCAGCAACGAAGUCGGGUCAUGGCUGCCGCCAAGACCCGAGGAGCAAGUGGGGAGGGCGCCAGGGGGGGCUGCGUUGCGAGGGGGGGUUGGAGGAAAAAGAGAAGCGCCUACUCCCAUUCAGCCACUAACGCUGGAUGACAUGCGUCUCAGUAAAGGAGGGAGAGGGGGCUCCCUAUCGCUGGCAAGCUUCGAGCCGGAGUUCAUGCGUCCGGUUCCCCCAAUGCUCCCGAUUGCCGAUUCCGAGGUGAUGUGGCUUAAUCCAGACUACGCUCCUCGCUUGCUCUGGGACACGAGUAUGGGGCAAGAUAGCUCCAAGGGGGCAGAGGUUCGAGACGUUAUGGCGAAAGCUUUUAAGGGACCACUGCUGCCUACCCAACAGCAGCAAGUGCUGAGUGAGUUGCAGGGGGAUGCGCGACUUGUGUACCACUGCGGGCUGACGCCUUUUAAGUUGCCCGACCUGGUGGAGAACAACCCGAUGAUCGCGAUCGAGUGCCUGUUAAAGCUCAUGUCCUCCAGCCAGAUCACGGAGUACCUGAGCGCCUUGGUGAACAUGGACAUGUCGCUGCACUCAAUGGAGGUGGUGAAUCGGCUGACGACCAGCGUUGAUCUGCCAACAGAAUUCAUACACCUCUAUAUCUCAAAUUGCAUCUCAAGCUGCGAAAACAUCAAGGACAAGUACAUGCAGAACCGAUUGGUUCGGCUGGUGUGCGUGUUUUUGCAGUCUCUCAUCAGGAAUAAGAUCAUCAAUGUCGAGGAUCUCUUCAUCGAGGUGCAGGCAUUCUGCAUCGAGUUUUCUCGAAUCAGAGAAGCGGCGGGACUCUUCCGCCUCCUUAAGACUCUAGAAUAGCCGUGGCGACGUAGUACGGUAGA
Molecule: messenger RNA, 1376 nt
Organism: Ectocarpus siliculosus
Lineage: Eukaryota; Phaeophyceae; Ectocarpales; Ectocarpaceae
Source: the annotation of a GenBank genome assembly